UAAAUAUGGUUGUGUGAUUAUAUUUAAUAUAUAUUUAUUUAAAUAAAAAUCCUGACCUGCUCCACUCUAAUAUAUGUCUAAUAUAUUUAAUGGACGUGUGUAAAAUAUCUAGUCUCCCCGGUCUUUCGUAACUAUCGCAAGUAAAAGGGUGAAGUACCCUAACGCAUCGAAUGGGGGCAGACGUGAGCGCAACGAGUGCUUGUUGCUGCAUUUAUUCUACUCCGGAAAAGACCCUCGGCUUUGACAAGUUGAUAUUAGAAAGUUAAGUGUGCUGCAGCUUGUCGUUUGUGUGUCGAACUUCUUGAAACUCUUGGAAUUACUAUUUUUUAAAACAAAGUUCUAAAACAAAAUAAUAAUAACAACAAUAAUUAUCAGGCUCAAGAUGCUUUUACCAGAGAGACUUUAAAAAGAAAAGACGGAUGACAUCGUUACAAGUGAAUAAAAUGGAGACGGAUGUGCAUCGACUUUAGUCAUCAAUAAAGUUUCCCCACCUCUUUCCGUCUUUCUCCCCUAUCCUAACCAACAUGGCCGCUAAGUCGGAUGGAGCAGCGGUGUCUGUGGAAGAUGACAACACGCCCAGGAGCCUCUCGGAGCCGGGGAUCCCCGCCGCCGCCCGGCCCCGCUGCACCUCGGCGGGCGGAAAACCCUACACCCUGCUGGACUGCUGCUGGGUGCUCUGCGCCCUGCUCGUCUUUUUCUCCGACGGCGCGACUGACCUGUGGCUGGCCGCCGACUACUACCUGAGAGGCGACUACUGGUGGUUCGGCUUGACGCUCGUCUUUGUGGUGGUGCCCUCCGCCGUCGUCCAGGUGUUGAGUUUCAGGUGGUUCGUGUAUGACUACUCGGAUCAGAGCGGCGGGGACAGCGGCGGGGGCGGAGCGGCGGCGGCGGCAGGCGGAGGGAGCGCGGCAGGCGCGGCAGCCGACAGCACUUUAAGCACCAAGGACAGCGACCAGCGCGGCGAGAACGACAGCAACGUUCCGCCGGUUUACACGUCCACUGUCCCGGCUGACACGGCAGGGAGGGUCGGCCAACCUCGGAGGUGCUGCACCGUCUGCAUGUGGGUCUUUCAAACCGUGCUGCACGUCCUCCAGCUGGGACAGGUCUGGAGGUACAUCCACGCCCUGUACCUGGGCGCCCAGAGCCGUUGGCACAGUAAUGGGCCGCGGCGCCAUUUCCACUGGCGCCUGAUGUUUGAGAGUGCUGACAUCACCAUGCUCCGCCUCCUGGAGGCUUUCCUCAAGUCAGCGCCGCAGCUCGUCCUCCAGCUAAGUAUCAUGAUCCACGGAAACGCCGUUCUGCCUCUGCAGGGACUUUCAGCCUCAGCCUCCCUGGUGUCUCUGGCCUGGAUGAUCGCCUCCUACCAGAAGGUUCUCCGAGACUCCCGUGACGACAAACUGCCCAUGUCCUACAAGGCGGUGAUUGCACAGAUGCUGUGGCACUUCUUCACCAUCGGAGCGAGGACCGUGGCCUUCGCCCUCUUCGCUUCCGUCUUCCAGCUCUACUUUGGGAUCUUCAUCGUCAGCCACUGGUGUGUCAUGACGUUCUGGAUCAUCCAAGGAGAAACUGACUUCUGCAUGUCCAAGUGGGAGGAGAUCAUCUACAACAUGGUGGUGGGCAUCAUCUACAUCUUCUGUUGGUUCAAUGUCAAGGAAGGUCCCAGUCGUUUCCGCAUGACCGUCUACUACUCUGUGACGCUGGCUGAGAAUGUCGCACUGACGGCCGCCUGGUACACCUACCGCAGCCCGCUCACCUCUGACUCCUACGCUCUGGUCGUGGUGUGUUUAGUUGCCUGCAGCUUCGCCAUGGGAACCUUCUUCAUGCUGCUGUACUACUGCUGGCUGCACCCCGAUGGACCCGUCCUCGGCUCACAUUGGGGAGGGUGUGUAGACGAGGGCGUGGUGGGUGCAGGAGGGGUCGCGGGAGUGAUUGAUGCUUGCCUCACUCCAUCACAAGGAUCCCAAACAGACAUGGUCAUUACAAGCCCACCGCGGACCCUCCCCAGGACUAAGGACACGGGGGAGCUGGGUCCUGGGGAGAGAGACAGGGACAAGGAGAGAGACAGGGACAGUUGCUUGCCUGUCUUCCAGGUCCGUCCCUCCCCAUCCUCCUCUCCUGCACUCCUUCACAGGACCUCCUCCUCGUCCCGUGCGCAGGAGGGCCCCGUGAUCCGGAUUGACCUCCCGAGAAAGCGCUACCCGGCGUGGGACGCGCACUUCAUCGAUCGGCGCCUCCGCAAGACCAUCCUGCUUCUGGAGACAACAUCGGCCUUCAGCCCCCGGAUACAGUACAGAAGUAGCAUGAUGGGUAGCAAAGAGGUUCUAGAAUACGAGACGACAGUCUAGACCUAUGGGGGUUCUUAAACCUCAAAUGCAGUCUGGGACCACGGCUCAGCUGGAGAUUAGUUCUCAUCCCAGGACAAUGAAACAGGUGAAGCAUGGAAAUGUGAGACAGUGUCGGACGAACCACUUUUGAGAAAAGCGGUUGUCGGAACAUGAUUGUAAAAUGUGAAGCGCAAUCUGGGACUGACUGAGGCUCUCUCUUUAGGACACAGUCCAGCAGUAAGUAGCAUGAAUGAGCCUUGGGAAGUGAAUGGACUGACGCUGAACUGGGUCAAUCUUCAUCCUCUUUGUUAAAAAGACUCCAAGAUCAGAAAUUUAAUCUCACGUCCUGGGACCAAGGGAAGUUAGAUUCAGCUUCUGACCGUAUGGUCAGCACAAGGAGUCGAAAAGACGUAGGAGCGACGAGGUCACGGAGAUUGAGAUAACACAGAAAGAGUAAGCUGCAUGAGACAAAGCCUUGGACUCCAGAGAUGGGACAGAGACCAGGGGAAGUUGGGAGACGUCACAGUGGCUUUGGCAGCGGGGCAUGCAAUUAUUUUGAUAUGGCUGCAAAUUCAGAUUGAUCGUCCAAUAUUUACAUCUUUAGCUCCACCUUGAGGCCACACUGAAUAUAACAAUUGUUUACUUUGCAACCCAGGAAAUAGGCCCUGUAUUAUCAUUGGUUCAAAAUCACAGAAAAAAAA
Molecule: messenger RNA, 3025 nt
Organism: Cynoglossus semilaevis (tongue sole)
Lineage: Eukaryota; Metazoa; Chordata; Actinopteri; Pleuronectiformes; Cynoglossidae
Gene: xkr7b
Product: XK, Kell blood group complex subunit-related family, member 7b
Biological process (GO): apoptotic process involved in development; phosphatidylserine exposure on apoptotic cell surface; engulfment of apoptotic cell
Cellular component (GO): plasma membrane
Source: RefSeq, a predicted model, not a curated record